Xyrauchen texanus (razorback sucker) is the source of this 1849-nucleotide messenger RNA. RefSeq names its product voltage-dependent anion channel 2 (gene vdac2). The record is from RefSeq and is a predicted model, not a curated record. Bases 162 to 1013 code for a protein of 283 amino acids. Gene Ontology annotation, cellular component: mitochondrial outer membrane. NCBI's taxonomy places the organism in Eukaryota, Metazoa, Chordata, Actinopteri, Cypriniformes, Catostomidae. The transcript is spliced from 9 exons. Gene Ontology annotation, molecular function: voltage-gated monoatomic anion channel activity. Gene Ontology annotation, biological process: monoatomic anion transmembrane transport.
GGGGUCCUUGAGCAGGAGGCUGUCGGCACGGUUGGCGUUACAUUACAGUCUCCUUCAGUUCGCCCUCCAACCAGCUAGUCCUAUCACAUUGCCUCAGCGCUGGGAAGACGCUUACCGGGCUUGCUUUAAAAGACUCACGCUAAGCUUUUUAACAGAGAAAAAUGUCCAUUCCCCCAGCAUAUGCUGAUCUUGGCAAAUCUGCCAAAGACAUCUUCAACAAAGGAUAUGGCUUUGGUAUGGUGAAGCUUGAUGUCAAGACAAAAUCUGCCAGUGGAGUGGAAUUUAAGACCACUGGUUCCUCCAACACUGACACCAGCAAAGUGGUGGGCAGCCUGGAAACCAAAUACAAGAGGUCUGAGUAUGGUCUGACUUUUACAGAGAAGUGGAAUACUGACAACACCCUGGGCACGGAGAUCACCAUUGAAGACCAGAUUGCAAAGGGACUGAAACUGACCUUUGACACAACCUUCUCACCAAACACAGGAAAAAAGAGUGGAAAAGUCAAGACUGCUUACAAACGUGAGUUUGUUAACCUGGGCUGCGAUGUUGACUUCGACUUUGCUGGCCCAACCAUCCACGGAGUUGCAGUGGUCGGCUAUGAGGGAUGGCUCGCUGGCUGCCAGAUGUCCUUUGACACUGCAAAGUCCAAGAUGACCCAGAACAACUUUGCUGUUGGCUACAAAACCGGCGACUUCCAGCUGCACACAAAUGUUAAUGAUGGCUCAGAGUUUGGGGGCUCCAUCUACCAGAAAGUGAGUGAUAAGCUGGAGACAGCAGUGAAUCUGGCCUGGACAGCAGGCAGCAACAGCACACGCUUCGGCAUUGCUGCCAAAUACCAGCUGGACAAGGAUGCCUCCAUCAGUGCUAAAGUGAACAAUACCAGCCUUGUUGGUGUUGGUUAUACUCAGACUCUGCGACCAGGUAUUAAGUUGACCCUGUCGGCCCUGGUUGAUGGAAAGAGCAUCAAUUCUGGUGGCCACAAGCUGGGCUUGGGCCUGGAGCUGGAGGCCUAAACCUGCGUCAGAGACAAGGGAAUAUCAGAGAAAUCUGACCUUAAAUCUAAGUCCAACAGCAACCAGCAAGGGAAUUCAGGAUGGGUUGGGAUGUGUUCCAAGGCUACAUCAAAACAAUCAUUAUUAUGGUGUUAAUUUUUGUCCCCUCCUGGUCAUAAUGCCCUUUUUGAUUGUAGUUUUUGUCUCAGACAUUCACAUUGGGUCAGCUACAAAUUUAAUUUCUUCAUCUGUCUCCAGCACUGCCACAGUAAUGGAAAAACUCUCUGGGACAGAGGGCAUCUGUGGCUUCCUGUUGUGUUCCCUUAGUAAUAUGGCAGUGGUUUUGGGGUGGGUUUGUGACAAUACUAUGUCUCUGAUUUCAUCAUUUGUAUUGUAUCUGAUAUUCCUUAGUCGUCUGAAUGCAACUCAAGCAACCUCUUAAAACUCCAUAUUAAAGGAUAUACCUGCUAUUAUUUAAAUACUGUUAGACCAUUGUUUCUUUCCAUGCACACAAGGAUGAGCUUAAGCAGUUUAAUUUUCCUUUGUCAGCCAUAAAGUCUCCAGGAGUAAUUGUUGUACAUGAAGUCUGCCCUUGAACUGAUCAGUUUUUGGGUAGCCUAAUGUGGAGAGGGUCUGCCAUAAAAUAAGGCUAGUGAGCUGGCAUGGCUGGCAUUUUGUUUUUAUUUGCAGCACAGACGAUUAGCUGGAUCAUGCAGAAAAAGCAGAAUGAGUUGGUCGUGUGGUUUUGAGUUUUAGUACCUUUUGCUCCCAGUGUUGCGGUAUGACCUUGACUUAACAAAACCUCAGAGGUCCUUAUGGUGUAUGUUUGAACUUUUCAAUAAACUAUUUGAACUCAA